AGUGACAUGACGUAGGUAGAUCAGAGUCGAAAGACGAGCAUUCUGAAGUGGACGCAGUAAAUAUACUUUUCCACACUGUAGAAUUGCAAGCUACAGUAUGAACUGGAAUAAGGGAGGCCCGGCGGGCAAGCGAGGCUUUGGGUUCGGGGGCUUCGCUCUUGGUGGGGGAGGCAAGAAGGAAGAGCCCCUACCGCAGAAGUCCCACACUUCCUUUGGCGCAUCAGGCUCGGCUGGAGGCUAUGGCAAGAAUCAGCAGCUGCCUGCCUUCUACAAGAUAGGCACCAAAAGAGCUAACUUUGACGAGGAGAAUGCGUACUUUGAGGAUGAUGAGGAGGAGGCGAGCUCCAAUGACCUGCCCUAUAUUCCGGCAGAGAACUCUCCGUCGCGGAAACAGUUCCAGUCUGGAGGCGGAGGGGGCUCAGACAGCGAAGACGAUCCACUGGAUGCCUUCAUGGCCGAGGUCGAGAAUCAAGCUGCCAAGGACAUGAAGAGAUUGGAGGAGAAAGAGAAACAGAAGGCAGCCAAGGGUAUACGAGAUGACAUUGAAGAGGAAGAUGAUCAAGAGGCUUAUUUCCGCUACAUGGCUGAGAACCCCACAGCCGGCCUGACCCAGGAGGAGGAGGACGAGAACAUCGACUAUGACAGCGACGGCAACCCCAUCGCCCCUCUGGCCAAGAAGAUCAUCAUGCCCCUGCCACCCCUAGACCACUCUGAGAUCGAUUACGAGCCCUUCGAGAAGAACUUCUAUGAGGAGCACGAGGAGCUUAACAGCCUUACAGGAACACAGGUGGUGGAGCUCAGACAGAAACUCAACCUAAGGGUGUCGGGAGCGGCGGCCCCUAAGCCGGCAACGAGCUUCGCCCACUUCAACUUUGACGAGCAGCUCAUGCACCUGAUCCGCAAGUCCGAGUACACUCAGCCCACGCCCAUCCAGUGCCAGGGUGUGCCCAUUGCCCUGAGCGGCCGUGACAUGAUCGGCAUCGCCAAAACGGGUAGCGGUAAGACGGCCGCCUUCAUCUGGCCCAUGCUGGUGCACAUCAUGGACCAGAAGGACCUGCAGCCGGGAGACGGCCCCAUCGCCGUCAUCGUCUGCCCCACCAGAGAGCUGUGCCAGCAGAUCCAUUCGGAGUGUAAGCGCUUUGGGAAGGCAUAUGGUCUGCACUCGGUGGCCGUGUACGGAGGAGGCAGCAUGUGGGAGCAGGCCAAAGCUCUACAGGAGGGCGCCGAGAUCGUGGUGUGCACUCCGGGUCGUCUGAUUGACCAUGUGAAGAAGAAGGCCACCUCUCUGCAGCGGGUCACCUACCUGGUGUUUGAUGAGGCCGACCGCAUGUUUGACAUGGGCUUUGAAUACCAGGUUAGAUCCAUCGCCAGCCACGUCCGGCCAGACAGGCAAACUCUGUUGUUCAGCGCUACGUUCCGCAAGAAGAUCGAGAAGCUGGCACGAGACAUCCUGGUCGACCCCAUCCGAGUGGUGCAGGGAGAUGUUGGAGAGGCCAAUGAGGACGUUCUGCAGCUGGUGGAGAUUCUGGGGGCGGGCGUGGACAAGUGGGGCUGGCUGACGCGGCGGCUGGUGGAGUUCACCUCUUCCGGCUCUGUGCUCAUCUUCGUCACCAAGAAGUCCAACAGCGAGGAGCUGGCGGCCAACCUGACGCAGGAGGGCCACACGCUGGGCCUGCUGCACGGCGACAUGGACCAGAGCGAGAGGAACCGCGUCAUCGCCGACUUCAAGAAGAAGAGCGUGCCCAUCCUGGUGGCUACCGACGUGGCAGCCCGUGGUCUGGACAUUCCCUCCAUCCGCACGGUAGUGAACUAUGAUGUUGCCAGAGACAUCGACACGCACACACACAGAAUCGGUCGUACCGGCCGUGCUGGAGAAAAGGGUGUGGCCUACACCCUCCUCACCAACAAAGACACUACAUUCGCUGGAGACCUGGUCCGUAACCUGGAGGGAGCCAAUCAGGGUGUCUCGAAGGACCUGAUGGACCUUGCCAUGCAGAAUUCCUGGUUCAGGAAGUCUCGCUUCAAAGGAGGGAAGGGGAAGAAGCUGAACAUCGGAGGUGGUGGCCUGGGGUACAGAGAGAGACCUGGUCUUGGAGCAGACAUCUCGGAACACGGUGGUGGUGGUGGUGGUGGUGGCGGCGGCGGUGGUGGUGGUGGUGGGAGUUCAGCAUCGGCAGCCCUCGGGAACUACGAAGCCUACAAGCCCUCUGGGGGAGCCAUGGGAGACCGCAUGUCAGCUAUGAAGACGGCUUUCCAGUCCCAAUACAAGAACCACUUUGUGGCCGCGUCAGACAACGCCCCCAAGCUCUCCACCAAGUCCAGCAGCACGUCUGGCUGGACCAGCGCGGGCAGCCUGAGCUCCAUCCCCUGCGGAGCUCCAGAGGGUCUGGACCGCCCCGUCCACAUGUCCCCCAUGGCCAUGCCCCAAUCCCUGUCCUCUAUUCCUCCACCACCACCACCCGCCGCCCCAUCCUCCUACAGCUCCAUGCCCCCUCCGCCCUCCCUCAGCAUGGGCACUAAGAUGCCAGGCUUUGCCAGUGCGGGUUCCCUCAGCUCCGUGCCCGCCGACGCCUCCCGUGGAGACCGGUACGGGGAUGACCGCGGCGGCAGCAGCCGGCACGGAGGAGAUCGAGACAGGGAGAGGGAUCACGAGCGGGAUCGCGGGGACCGCGGGGACAGGGACCGCGGGGACAGGGACCGGGAUCGUGGUGACCGGUACGGGGAUCGGGACAGAGACCGCCAUGGCAACCGCGACAGGGAACGUGAACGUGAUCGCGACCGCCACGGCGAUCGAGACAGGGACCGCGACAGAGAUCGCUACGGUGACAGCAGAAACGGUGACAGCCGGAGGGAUCGCGAGGGCCGGUCAGAACGGGAUGAUCGUGACGGUGAGGCCGGAUUCGCCGUCCCCGACCUCCCGAAGCGCAAGAAGAGCAGAUGGGACAACUGAAGAGUCCACGUCGAAAAGCAGAUGCACCACCACCUACUCUUCCAACAACUACAGCACUCAACGUGGGUGGAAAAACAAGAGUGUGGAGACGGGGAAAAAACGGCAACAUCUGCCUUUUUCCCCCCUCUCUCUCUCUCUUUCUCUCUCUCUGUUGCUUUUAAAUUAUGGACUGAAUGACCAUGGGGAGGUGCUGUUGCGGUUGGAGGAGCCCGAGAGUGCAUCUGUUAUCUAACUAGAACUGCAUAGCCAGUAGCAAAAACACCAAACGCUACCAUCUCCACUUCUCUUGGAUGAACAGCACAGCACAUACAGUAGCCUCAUGUCCCCCACCCCACCUCUCGUCUACCCAUCCACCCCUGAUGAUGAGGAUGGAGAGGACGGACCGAGAAAAGGGUUUUAAACAUGGGACUUCACCGAUGAAGUGAUUCAGAUUGAAGAGGCUUUUUUUCCCCCGGAAAACUGUUGUUGCCGUCAUAGCUGAUGUUUUUAUAUCCCUCCUCAAGUCUCCUAGGGAGUAUGCAAAGAGCCUGUUUCAGUUGUAAUCCAGGUUAAAUUAAUCUUGAGGUAGUGGUAAAUCAUCUAAUAGAAGAGCCUGGAAUCCUUAUUUUCUUACCUAAAUGACGCCUCUUGGCUAACAAUAAGCUAUUAGUGCUAUUCCAAAAACCUGGCUGAGAUCAACCUGGCUAAAUUAGCUACAGACGGUGGUAAUCCUGCAAGUAGAUCGCCUACGCGCGUCAUUUAGUUAAGGAAAUGAGGAGUCCAUGCUCUUAUAUUAGCUGCUUUACCACUGCCUCCAGGUUAACUUAGCCUAGAUUUCUACUGAACCUCUUGGAAUACUGCCCAGACCCACUGGCGUCCACGUUAACCAACGUCCUCCUCGGAGUUUCUCUGUAAAGUUUGCCGUUUGUAUUGUACCUACCAAGUCAUUUUACUGUGUUGAUACGAAAUACUUAGUUAGAACUCUCUUUGAGUUGUUGAGCUUGAAAAUCUUUUAGCUGUGCCUUUGAUCAGCGCACAGGGAUUGUCAUUUGUCAUUUGUUUUUUCUUCUUUCUUUUGGUUUUGUUGUUGUUGUUUUUUUAAGGAAAUUGUUAAACAAGGGACUGUACAAAAAGAGAGUGUAUGUAGUAUGUGUUAUACGUGUGCGUGUAUAAACUUGUGCAUAGGACGAGACUGCAUCAUACACACAGUGAGAAGAGGAGGCUUUUCAGAGAAAGAAAACGGGAUGUCUAUUUUGUGAAUUUCUGCUGUACUGCUAGGUAAUCUCUGACUGUUCAUUCAAAAUGUCAUUGCAUUAAUGCAAAUACAUUUAUUGUGCAGUUUCGUCAACUGAAGAGGCCGCAGACAGUGGAUUAGACUAUGCUAACACACAAAGCUCAUUUGACAUGCUAGCAAGUGUUAUUGUACAGUAGGCCUACAGGCAUUCUAAGGACAUAAGGUACACAAAACAGAAAAUCUAUUUGAACAAACUCCCCUUGUCCUUUUCUCUUCCGGACAUGAUUGCCAUGUCUGAAUACAGCCGUUAUUGGGUGUGUUAUCUUGUUUUGACUACUUUGGUCUUCUACUCCCAUUAUUGUCAUAACUCUGUCCAUACAUUGGUGAUGGCAAUGUAGCUUCAAUAAAGUCUCUCUUCUCUUUC
Engraulis encrasicolus (European anchovy) is the source of this 4587-nucleotide messenger RNA. RefSeq names its product DEAD (Asp-Glu-Ala-Asp) box helicase 42 (gene ddx42). Gene Ontology annotation, molecular function: RNA helicase activity; ATP binding; nucleic acid binding. The record is from RefSeq and is a predicted model, not a curated record. Lineage: Eukaryota; Metazoa; Chordata; Actinopteri; Clupeiformes; Engraulidae. The coding region runs from base 98 to 2950 and encodes 950 amino acids. The transcript is spliced from 18 exons.